UUGGAUUUCACACGUUCAAAUUGUAUUUACAUACAACAAGUAGUACACUUUUAGCUGUUUUUUAUUUUAUUUAAGUAUAUGUUUUAAUAUAAAGCAAAUCAAUUGCUUGCCAAUGGCCAAAAAGUAUAUUCGGUUGGUGAGACCCUGUAAAUAAGUUCGCUUUUUGCUUAACGUCAUUAGGUCACUGGGUGUCCACUCACGCGGGGUAUGCGCCUGCCGGCCAAAGCUGCUAGCAUUUUCGGUUAUUUCUGCUUCGUGAACGCAAAAUUGUCUAUAGAUUUACAUUCAUGUGUCACCCCACCAUUUCUCGUUUUCGUUUUUUUUUUCUUCUAUCACAGAUCGCUUUACCGUAAUUUGUUUUGCUAAACUUACCCUUAAAUAACAGCUUUAUCAAAUAUCUUACCUCUAUCGCUCUCGCAGAAAGAUGUGUAACAUCUUUCUUUAGUGUGAACAAACCUCCUUUUCUCUCCUUUUGCUUUCUUUCUUUUUUAAAGGACCCAGGCGGAAUUGUAAUUGACUCGAUGACAAUGAUGAUUGGCGUGCCAGCGGGUCCCGAAGGUAAACAGUUAAUGUAAAUGGUGGCGCUAAGUGGGAGUGCCUUCUAUUAUUUUAACUGUCACUUGAUCAAUGUACAACGUCUUCAACUAAGGAUCAGAGCAGCCUUCCCCGGACUUGCCAUGUGGUCAGUCACACAGAGCAGGACAGUCGUGGAGAAUGGAAGUCCAAGGUCUUUCCUGAGAGAUAUCCCGCCUUCAUCCCACAUCCCAAACCAGGCUUGCUGAUAGCAUCGCCUUGGCUCGGCUGAGAAGCUUCCGACUGGACCCCGCUGUCGGUAUCCUUUGCACAGAGAAAGGUGCUGUCCAAGGUACUCAUUAAAGAAGAGUUCCAGGAAUGGAGACGAUUUCCAGUCAACUGGCAGGGGGACUUGAUACCAGUUCUUCUCCCAAUUCGCAGCAGGAGCUGCAACCUUACACGGGGUCCAGUUCUCUGAAACCUAACCAAGUCAGCGAGACCAUCCUUUACGGAGUACCUAUUGUGUCCCUGGUGAUCGAUGGUCAAGAGAGGCUUUGUUUAGCUCAGAUUUCCAACACUCUUUUGAAAAACUACAGCUACAACGAAAUCCACAACCGGAGGGUGGCUCUGGGCAUCACCUGUGUGCAGUGCACGCCGGUGCAACUGGAGAUACUGCGACGCGCGGGCGCGAUGCCCAUCUCCUCCAGGCGCUGCGGAAUGAUUACAAAACGAGAGGCCGAAAGACUAUGUAAAUCUUUUCUGGGCGCACAUAGCCCACCGAAGCUACCCGAGAAUUUUGCUUUCGACGUUUCGCACCAAUGUGCCUGGGGCAGCCGGGGGAACUUUAUUCCAGCGCGAUAUAACAGCUCCAGGGCAAAGUGCAUCAAGUGCAGUUAUUGCAAUAUGUACUUCUCCCCAAACAAAUUCAUCUUCCAUUCGCACCGCACGCCCGAGGCCAAAUACACCCAACCGGACGCAGCCAAUUUCAAUUCCUGGAGGCGCCACUUGAAACUGACGGACAAAAAUAGUUCUGACGAUCUGGCUCACGCUUGGGAAGAUGUGAAAGCAAUGUUCAAUGGGGGCAGUCGUAAAAGGACCCUUCCGAUCGGCGGCUCUGAGGGGUCUUCGUCAUUGAAGCAACAGGCCUCCAGCAGCCUCCCGCGACGCUCCCCAGAAGUCCCCCAUAAAAGCAUGAGGUGCGAGGAGGAAGGGGCCAGUCUCAGCAUCAGCAACGGGGUGCGGAGCUACCCUGUCAUUCCAGUUCCCAGUAAGGGCUUUGGGGUUCUACAGAAAAUUCCUCCGCCACUUUUCCCUCACCCUUACGGCUUCCCUGCCUUCGGAUUGUGUCAAAAGAAGGAUGACACCGUGGGGGUUGGAGAGCAGAGCAAAAACAACGGUCUACAGGGAGUGUUCUGGCCGGGCGCAAAGGAUACCGUGUACCCGUCAUUCCCUAUGUUUUGGCCAGCGGCGGGCAGCUUGCCCGUCCCUCCCUACCCACAGAAUCAAGCCAAACUGGCAACAGAACUCCCCAGCGCCCGACAGAGUGACAUGGACUUGUCCGAGCAGAGUGAUCGCAGCACCAACACUCCUAAGGACAGUUUGGCGGACAGUGAACGGUGCUCCAGUACUCAGUCCACCAGGAACGAGGAGGACAAAUCGGGAGACGAGGGCAUGGCCCUCACCCCGCGUAAAAUGAGCUACAUCUCUGCUUUCAGGCCCGUCGUCAAGGACGCCGAAAGCAUCGCUAAGCUCUACGGCAAUAGAGAGGCCUAUAGCGGGGUGCGCUCUGGCUACCUUUCGCCGGACUUCAUGAGCGAGAGCUCCAGUUACCGGUCUGCUUCUCCGGAGGUGGACAGUGGGGAUGAAGCAGAGGUAGAUGUGGAGUCCAACAGGUUUCCCGAGGAUGAAGAAUCAUCAUCGGAGCGGCUUGGUCAAGAGAGUCCAGCUCGUAGUCUAGGAAAGCAGGGCACGCAGGAUCCAGAGGAGCGCGACCCGGAGCCUGAGGAUUCCGAGAUCCAAGUGUGCUCAAAUGAAAGACAAGAGCAAGGACAGAGUUUGAAGAAUCCCACCGCUUUUGGAGUCGGGUCCAAUUAUCUGAGCAGUCCGUCUGAAGCCAACGACCAACAACCAGAAAGUGCAGAGGAGGACCCUGGGAAGACGUACCACGAUUCCGCAAACUUCACCCAAAAGAGCCCAGCCGAAGUGGACAGAGGAGAGGACGUGGCUGCGAACGACAUCGGCAGAGGACAGCAAUUAAUUGAGAAGGAUAUCGAAAAUAUGGCGAAAGAUGAGUUGCAAAAACAGCUUGUGGAACAGAUGGAGUUAAGAAAAAAGUUGGAACGCGAGUUCCAGAGCCUCAAAGAUAACUUUCAGGACCAAAUGAAAAGGGAACUGUCUUACAGAGAGGAAAUGGUCCAGCAGCUGCAGAUUGUCCGAGACACCCUGUGCAAUGAACUGGACCAGGAGCGGAAGGCGCGAUAUGCCAUUCAACAAAAGCUGAAAGCUCACGACGCUCUGCACCAUUUCUCCUGUAAGAUGCUGACUCCUCGGCACUGCACCGGGAACUGCUCCUUCAAGCCACCCCUACUGCCUCAGUGACCAACUCGAAGCGGCUGUACGAUACCAAGGACUGCGACUGGAUUCAGCACACCUGCCUCAGUGACUCGACCAGGAGCCGGACUCGGACUGUGUCAAGACCAGAGACCCGGAUCCGCGCUCAAUAAGCCAUUUGUGACCGUGUAUGUAGAUAUGAAGCGGAUCAGGGCCAAAGGCCUGGGGUCCAUUGUAUGCACUGUAUGUAGAUUGUUAAUAUAAAACUGUCGAGAGACUCCGGAGAGGGAUGCAGUAUGGUUAGAGCCAUAUGUGUCCCCACCGCCGCCUCUUCUAUAUUAUUGAUAUCAAAUGUGGCUACGUGCAAUGGAUAUACCUGUCCUGUGAUUUUGUUAGUAAACAGUAUUUGCUGGAUUAUUUAUUACUCUAUUUAUUUAAAUUAUGAUAUUUUAUUUAUUUGCUUUGCCCAUCUGAAGAGAUAAACUUUGUAAUAUAUUGAUGUAAAGCACUUUAAACAAAGAGAUUCUCUUGACGUGACAAUAAAAGCGUUCUGUUUGGAA
This is a messenger RNA of Erpetoichthys calabaricus (reedfish), 3623 nucleotides long. It is a transcript of the gene skor1b, whose product is annotated as SKI family transcriptional corepressor 1b. The transcript is spliced from 9 exons. NCBI's taxonomy places the organism in Eukaryota, Metazoa, Chordata, Cladistia, Polypteriformes, Polypteridae. Gene Ontology annotation, biological process: negative regulation of transcription by RNA polymerase II; negative regulation of BMP signaling pathway. The record is from RefSeq and is a predicted model, not a curated record. Bases 892 to 3111 code for a protein of 739 amino acids. Gene Ontology annotation, cellular component: nucleus; transcription regulator complex. Gene Ontology annotation, molecular function: DNA-binding transcription factor activity, RNA polymerase II-specific; SMAD binding; RNA polymerase II cis-regulatory region sequence-specific DNA binding.